UUUUCUUUUCUGGUCUCUCACUGUCCGUUGGAUCCAAACAGUUUACUGAGACUCGGAUCUGUCUCGGUCUCUCUAAAGUUGCUUCUCUCUCACACUCUCUGAAGCCCGUAACAUGAGCCAGUGUGUGCUUAUUACACACCAAUAUUACUUAUGAAUCUCAACACAGAGCCACCACAGCCCCACCGUCUCUCCACCUCCUGCGACCGCCACCCCGACGAGAACUUCACCGGAUUCUGCCCCUCAUGUCUCUGCGAACGACUUGCUGUCUUGGAUACCUCAAACUCUGCCUCCUCCUCACGUAAACCUCCUCCUAUCCCCACCACAUCCACCGCCGCCGCUGCCCUCAAGGCCAUAUUCAAGCAAGCCUCCUUGAAUUCAGGAGCAGGAGGCGGCUCAUCAAGGCCCUCUUUUUUCCCGGACCUCCGGCGGUCGAAAUCGUUCUCUGCCUCGAAAAACGAGGGAUUGGGUUUUUCUGGCCUGUUUGAGCCCCAGAGGAAAUCUUGUGACGUUAGGGCUCGAAACACUCUCUCGUCUCUAUUCUACCAGGAAGACGACCGAAAGCCGUCGAAGAAGGAAACCAGAGGAGCAAAUGCAGACAAUGAGGUUGUUGAUUCCAGGAAUUUAGCGUUGUCUUCCAGUGUUCGUGGUCCCGUGAAAGAGGAGGAGGAAAUUGAGAUUGAAACCGAAAGCCAGAGCGAUAACGAAGACGAGGAAAGCUUUAGGGACUCGGAGGAUUCCAAUUUAGGAUCAAAUGUCAACCCACACUCGAACCCCUUGAAUCCAAUCGAACACAGGGUUCCAGAGAUUGUUGAGGAAGAGGUUGAAGAGGAAGAAGACCCAAAUCAAGAGCCAGAGCCAGAGCCAGAGCCAGUGCUGGAGAUAGUGCACGAAGAGGAUAUGAAGCCAAUGAAGGACCACAUAGAUCUCGAUUCGCAGGCCAAGAAGCCAUCUGGGAGGGACUUGAAGGAGAUUGCUGGUAGUUUCUGGUCAGCCGCGUCGGUGUUCAGCAAGAAAUGGCAGAAAUGGAGGCAAAACCAGAAGGUUAAGAAGCGGAGAAAUGACGGUGGUGGGUCCGCCACAUUGCCUGUAGAGAAGCCUAUUGGGCGUCAAUACAGAGAAACCCAGUCGGAGAUUGCAGAUUACGGGUUCGGGAGGAGGUCCUGCGACACUGAUCCGAGAUUCUCCCUCGAUGCUGGUCGGAUUUCCAUUGAUGAUCCGCGAUACUCCUACGACGAGCCUCGUGCUUCCUGGGAUGGUUAUUUGACUGGGAGAAAUUUAGCUGCAAGUACUAGAAUGCCUACAAUGCUUUCUGUUGUAGAAGAUGCACCAGUCCAUGUUUCAAGGUCUGAUACCCAAAUCCCAGUUGAAGAACACAAAAGCUCGACCGAUGAAGACGGAACUCUUCCCGGUGGGUCUAUGCAGACUAGGGAGUACUACUCAGAUUCUUUUUCUAGGAGAAGGAAGAGUCUUGACAGGUCAAACUCCAUAAGAAACACUGCAGCAGCUGUAGUUGCGGACAUGGAUGAAAUGAAGUCUGUUUCUAACGCAAAGGUAACUCCAGCUACUGUUGAUUACUUUAAUGGACUGAAGUUACCAGAUAUGAAGGAUUGCUAUUCGAAUUCAUUGAGGGAUGAUUGCUCAGAAACUUUUGAGAUUGGAUUCAGAGACAAUGCAUCCGUGGUGGGUAAUGGUGAACGGAAGGGGACUAAAAAGUCCAGGAGAUGGAGUAAGGCAUGGAACAUCUGGGGUUUUAUACACCGACGAAGUAUUAACAAGGAUGAAGAUGAUGAUGGGUAUAGUAGAGCAAACGGAGUUGCGAGGUCUUUCUCGGAGUCUUGGCCAGAACUAAGGGGAGAGCGUAAUGGGGAAGCAAGGGGGGCUUUUAAUCCCAAAAUUUUGAGGAGCAACAGUAGUGUUAGUUGGAGGAAUUCUAAUGGCAUUGGUGGACCAUUUGGUAACUUAAGGAAGAAUGGUGUUGAGACGAAUGGGAAUGGAAAGGAGAGGAAGGAUGAAAUCGUGUUGGAAAGGAAUAGGAGUGCAAGGUAUUCGCCUAACGACAUUGAUAAUGGAAAACUGAGGUUCUACUUGACUCCUUUGAGGGGAAGUAGGAGAGCCGGAAUCAUGAAGAGUAGGGCGAAUCAUGCACAUUCUAUGGCGAGGAGCGUACUCGGAUUGUACUGAAAUAAAAGGUUCAUAAGGUGUUCUCUUUGGUAUAAUGUUGUUAAUUUUGAUGCAUUUGCUUUGUAAACCACACUUGCCUAAUGUAUUCUUGAUGGUUGGUUGGAUCAAAGCACCCUAGAUUGCUGCCUUCUGAGUGGCAUGCUUCUUCAAUCAUUUCAAAUAACAAGUUUUCCUUGUCUCAG
Tripterygium wilfordii is the source of this 2363-nucleotide messenger RNA. RefSeq names its product protein OCTOPUS. The record is from RefSeq and is a predicted model, not a curated record. Bases 151 to 2181 code for a protein of 676 amino acids. The transcript has a single exon. Gene Ontology annotation, cellular component: plasma membrane. NCBI's taxonomy places the organism in Eukaryota, Viridiplantae, Streptophyta, Magnoliopsida, Celastrales, Celastraceae.